This is a messenger RNA of Pyrus x bretschneideri (Chinese white pear), 1557 nucleotides long. Its product is annotated as UDP-D-apiose/UDP-D-xylose synthase 2. Gene Ontology annotation, molecular function: carboxy-lyase activity. The record is from RefSeq and is a predicted model, not a curated record. The transcript is spliced from 9 exons. NCBI's taxonomy places the organism in Eukaryota, Viridiplantae, Streptophyta, Magnoliopsida, Rosales, Rosaceae. Bases 96 to 1265 code for a protein of 389 amino acids.
CAUAUUUUCCUUCCCUUCUUCCCGAGAAACUCUCUCAUCCUCGCACCACGCAAUUUUCUCACCGCACCCACAGAACCAAAACGUCGUCGUUGAGAAUGGCGUCGUCGGCGAGGGUAGAUCUAGACGGCAACCCGAUAAAGCCCAUUACGAUAUGUAUGAUCGGAGCCGGAGGGUUCAUUGGGUCCCACCUCUGCGAGAAGCUGAUGUCGGAGACGCCGCACAAGGUCCUGGCUCUGGACGUCUACAAUGACAAGAUCAAGCACCUGCUCGAGCCCGAGAACGCGCACCCCUGGUCCGAUCGUAUCCAGUUCCACCGACUCAACAUCAAGCAGGACUCGCGCCUCGAAGGCCUCAUCAAAAUGGCAGAUCUGACGAUUAAUCUGGCGGCCAUCUGUACUCCGGCAGACUACAACACCCGCCCGCUCGACACCAUCUACAGCAACUUCAUCGAUGCGCUGCCGGUGGUGAAGUACUGCUCCGAAAACAACAAGCGUUUGAUUCACUUUUCUACGUGUGAAGUGUAUGGGAAAACCAUUGGAAGCUAUCUUCCUAAAGAUAGCCCUCUUCGUCAGGAUCCUGCUUAUUAUGUGCUUAAAGAAGAUGAAUCCCCUUGCAUUUUUGGAUCUAUUGAGAAGCAGAGAUGGUCCUAUGCAUGCGCAAAGCAAUUGAUCGAGAGGCUGAUUUAUGCUGAGGGUGCGGAAAAUGGUCUUGAGUUUACCAUUGUGAGACCCUUUAACUGGAUUGGACCUAGGAUGGAUUUCAUUCCUGGCAUUGACGGCCCAAGUGAGGGUGUUCCAAGAGUUCUUGCAUGCUUCAGUAAUAAUCUUCUUCGCCAUGAGCCUCUCAAGCUUGUAGAUGGUGGCCAAUCUCAGAGAACUUUUGUCUACAUAAAGGAUGCUAUUGAAGCUGUUAUGUUGAUGAUCGAAAAUCCUGCUAGGGCCAAUGGUCACAUCUUCAAUGUUGGCAACCCUAACAAUGAAGUUACUGUUAGGCAGCUUGGUGAAAUGAUGACUGAGGUUUAUGUGAAAGUAAGUGGCGAACCAAAACUGGAGACACCCACCAUUGAUGUUAGCUCUCAAGAAUUCUAUGGAGUGGGAUAUGAUGAUAGCGACAAGAGAAUUCCUGACAUGACUAUUAUCAACAAGCAGCUUGGUUGGAAUCCAAAGACCUCUCUCUGGGACUUGCUUGAAUCAACCCUCACGUAUCAGCAUAGGACAUAUGCCGAGGCUGUCAAGAAGGCCAUUUCCCAAUCAUCUGCAAACUAAAUAAGGGUGCUGUUGUUUGGUGCGACGAAUCAAGGAUCCUUGCUGAGGUGUGCUGUGUCGAAAUUCUUUCGGAAGAGAUCUUCAGAUGUACCUUAAUGUCUGUCAAAUAGUUCGUGGUAGAGGUUCAACAAUACGUGCUUGGGAUUAUGUCUUCAGAAUAUAAUCUAGAUUACUGUAAUUUGUCACCAGAGCUUUUGCUGCGACAUGCUGGCGGGGGUGCUUAUAGGGGGGUCAAUUAUACAAGUCGAGUUAUUUUAUUUAUUUAUUUCAAGCAUUCUGCUGCUUUUGUUCA